Periconia digitata is the source of this 2329-nucleotide messenger RNA. NCBI's taxonomy places the organism in Eukaryota, Fungi, Ascomycota, Dothideomycetes, Pleosporales, Periconiaceae. The record is from the annotation of a GenBank genome assembly.
AAACCCAAAACACGAAGCGCCAGUAUUGACAGGUUCUCUACCGCAAACUGUGCUUAUUCCCGGAACAGUCCAAUCGGAUCCCAAAGACCACGUAUGGGCUAAGUCAUUCGCGCGAAGGCUUUUGGUUCCCUCCCAAUGAAAGCAUCCAACGAUGUUGUGGUUGAGUCGCGUUCCGCGCGCGUGGUCAUAUACCAAGAGACGUCCCGUGCUUGUGCACUCUUUAUGGUCCUAAGGCAUUGAUAUUUGAGGGGUGCGCGCGAAACAAAUCCCCCACCAAAGGUGGGAUUGUCUGAAGUGAGUGGGGUGUACUCCCAGCAUAGAUCACCUCCUGGGAACAUCGCUGCAUCGGCACUAUUGUGAAUUUGCCGACGCCGACGUUCCUUCUCUUCCUUCGAGAGGAAGGUUUAUUGGGUAUUACCGUUAUAUUCUCGGUUGCUUGCUGUGCAGGUGUUCUCGGCGCAGUUUGCUGCACCACAACCACCAAAGUAGCGGGCUCGACCUUUUCUCCUUUUGGCUUUGUACCAACGAAUUCAUGAACUCGAUGGCCUGGUAAUUGGAACUCCAUCAUGACAGCGAAAGCCCUGUUCGAUUUCCAUGGAUCGAGCUACCGAUCAUUGUCAUGUUGGCUAUUGCCACGCAAUGCUGCAUAGAGGCCAUGAUGUUCAACGACGAAAUUCGUAUCACAAGAUGGAAAGCCGGAGGCGGUAUGCGCCGUUGCUGCCAGCGCUUGGUGACCGAUCGCAUUCCGCGUCUGAGUGAGCAACAUGUCGGUGUCCUGUAUUACGCUGCCACAUGGCGGGACACGGCAAUCCUGGCCUGGUGGUUCUCAUCUGGCUUGAAUAUUCCGUGGGAAUCGGAUGGAUGGAUAGACAAGAGUUGUAUUCUGAUCUCUCCUACUGCCAUCCAAAACCUCAGUCCAUCGCGUUACGAUCCUCAUCACCCUUACGAGCGAUCUAAAGCCAUCGCGCCCGAGAUGGAUAAGUUCAGCACCCUUCCAACGGAGCUCAAACUGCUCAUCGUUGAGAACCUUGCCCGUAAAGACUUGAGGAGCUUGUCAGUGACAUGCAAAAAGCUCCGGUUGAUCCCUCUGUACGCACUGUUCGAUAGUGUCGUGCUAACAGAUACCGCAUCCCAAAUAUCUUCGCUGUUGCGUCUUCUCAUGAAGGAUCCCUAUCUUUCUCGGUGCAUUCGGAAGAUAGCUCUUCGUGAGGAAUCACACUGUCUGGCAGCAGCGAAUAGACUACCCUUGGUCUAUAAUAUGGAGAGUCUUCUCGACAUACUUGAUCAUGAUCCGCAGCCGGCCAAGCGGGAGCUGUACCGUUUCGACCUUGAUCCGAGAUCAGGGCAACGAUCUGAUCCAGCAUUGAGGUUGUUACUUUUGCUAGCACAUUGUGUGCACCUCGAAUCUGUUGUCUGCGAUUCCUCGGCGUUGCAAUAUCUCGAAACGAUAUGGAAUCGAGAUACCGUUAUCUACGACAGCAUACAGCACAACCGCCUUCCAGAGGUAGUGAAAUUGCCGCUGCUCAGGAAAGUCCGGAAUUUUAUUGUGCGUUGCCCUCUCCCCGAUUUCAAUAUGAUGGAGACGGCGGUGGGUCGGCAGCUUCAUCGAACCCGCAAAACAUCACCGCAGAACCUGUCCUGGUUAUCCAAAUUCCCGGAUCUUCGUACCCUCGAGGUUCCGCUGCUUUCUGAUAGGAUGAGCGACUGGCACGGAAUCAAGCUGAAUCUAGCUGCCUUGCGCAAGCUGACACUCUGUCACGCAUUCGCUCCUCCGCAAGCGCUCCGACUCAUUCUCCGUCGCACACCGAAUCUCGAAGAGCUCUUCUACGAUAUGAAAGUACAUUCUGCAGCAUCGUUUUCACCAGAAUCGCUAGAUAAAGCUUUGAGGAGUGUCCGAAAGUCUUUGAAAAACCUCUCCCUCUACUACACCGUAUACCCAUACGUAGAGCAAACACCCGUAUUCCAAGGCCGUCUUCAAUCACUGAAGCGAUUCCCUUGCUUGAAAACCCUCGGUAUCUCACUGAGUCUGCUCUUUGGGCCCGACGUUGACUUGAACAGUCCGUUCUUUGCUCGUAUGCUCCCCACUACGCUCGAGCGCCUUUACAUCCGCGAUGACAUCCCAACAGGAGCUUUUGGCCGGUUGAGUCGUACCUCGAUUUUAUUCGACUUCGGUGUCUUCGUGUAUGGAGAAUACAGGGUGUUUCCAAACCUUCGCACGACCGUUGUGGAUCUGCGAGAGGGUCUAGGGCUUCUUACGCCCGUGCGCCACAGCUUGUAUGCCUACAGAGCCACUCGCUCUAGGUGGUUUAAUUUUGAAACUAUUUACUAG